AAACUAUAGAAUAAAUUAAAGUCAAUAGGCUCGCCUUUGUUUACACGACGUUUUCCUUAAGAGGUUCGUCGUUGGAGUGUGCCAUCCUCUCAGCGGAUCUGUGAGCCGAAGCCGGUCCUAAAUGAGAGAGAUGUCGGACAAGAACAAAACGUCGUCGGGGAGCGGGACGAAGCCCGUGCCGAUGAAACUGUUCGCGACGUGGGAAGUGGACAGGACGCCAUCCAACUGCAUCCCCCGGCUUUGCUCCCUCACACUCACGAGGCUCGUUUUGCUCAAGUCACUCGGCGCUGACGUCAAUUCGAUAUCAAUCGCCGUCAAAAUGCAAGGCUCGAAACGCACACUCAGGUCGAACGAAGUCGCCCUCCCGGCCAACGCACUUCUCGACACAGAGCUCCAGCUCAACUUCUCCCUGCAGUACCCUCAUAUUUUGAAAAGGGAAGGCAACAAACUCCACAUAAUGAUUCAGAGAAGGAAAAGGUACAAGAACCGUACCAUCCUCGGAUACAAGACUCUGGCCAUCGGCUUAGUCAACAUGUGCCAGGUGUUGCAGAGGCAGUUGGAUCUUGAGUUGGACCUUCUGUCUGAUUUGAAAGAAUCCAAGGGUCACAGCUGUGUCCUUGCCAGGGUCAGCGUCAGUGCUUUGAACAGUCAGCCAGUAGAUUAUGAAUUGACGACAAAAACUCCUCACGGACGAUUGGGCAGAUUGGGUGAAUUUUCUGAUGAGGACGAGGAAUUCAGUUCAAAUGAUGAAGGGUCGGAUUCGGAGCCAAUGCUCGAAGAGAGGAGGAGGAAGAGCAGUAUGCCCCAAAGCACAGCAAGACAGAGGAAUUUCAAACAGAAAUUUAUUUCACUGUUGAAGAAAUUUCGUGCAAAUGAGGAUCUACAUGGACUUGGUACAGAUCGCGAGGUUAUGUCCAGCAAACUUUCACAAGGGGAUAUGGACCCUGCGGAAAUUGAAGAUCUAUUUGAAGAGCUAGACCUGAGCGACUCUGGCCCAGAACAGGACACAAUCAGCAUAUCGUCAAAUCCUAAACCUUCUCUCAGACCUUUUUUCUCAUCUAGUCGUUCACUUCUUCAAGACUCCAUUCAAGGUUCAGACAUGAAAGAUGACUACUUAAGAAGAGCAGAUGGGAUUUUGGGCCCAGGUACCAGUUCUCCUCCAAAGAACGAAAAGUCAAAAAAAGAAAUAUCAGAAGGGGAAAAAGAAAAAAAGAAAAAAAAGAGCGAUUUUUUGGCCCCAAAAAAUAGUUUGCUUAAAGAAGGCUGAGAUAAACUUAAAUCUUUGACUAAACAACAGCAUAUAACAAUUUGAUGGUAUACAUAUAUUUUUUACUUAAAUCAUAUUUAUAUGUGAUCCCCCUUGUACUGAUAAAAAUUUAUA
Molecule: messenger RNA, 1381 nt
Organism: Cimex lectularius (bed bug)
Lineage: Eukaryota; Metazoa; Arthropoda; Insecta; Hemiptera; Cimicidae
Product: phosphofurin acidic cluster sorting protein 1-like
Exons: 2
Coding region: 122-1267 (381 amino acids)
Biological process (GO): protein localization to plasma membrane
Source: RefSeq, a predicted model, not a curated record